Menidia menidia (Atlantic silverside) is the source of this 5016-nucleotide messenger RNA. The record is from the annotation of a GenBank genome assembly. Lineage: Eukaryota; Metazoa; Chordata; Actinopteri; Atheriniformes; Atherinopsidae.
AUGGCAACUCCGCCUACCUAUGCUUUAUUCCUCUCUGCGUUCUGCGUCUGCAGCCACAGGACCAAAUCCUCGGGCUGGCCGCCCCCCUCAGGGACCUGGAGUGCUGGACAGGGACCCCCAAAUGGAUGGGACAUGAGCACCAAUAGAGAGGGGCGUGACUGCUACAUCAACCACUCACAGAGCAGCUCUCUGGAGGAAGUUCGCCUGGACGUUGACAAGUUUGUGCCACCGGCGCCCCGGAAGGUGGAGAUGAGGCGGGACCCUGUUCUUGGCUUUGGAUUUGUGGCAGGCAGUGAGAAACCUGUGGUGGUCCGUUCCGUCACACCAGGGGGUCCAUCAGAAAGCAAACUGGUUCCAGGGGACGAGAUCGUCAUGAUUAAUGAUGAGCCGGUCAGCUCAGCGCCCAGGGAGAGAGUUAUUGACCUUGUCAGGAGCUGCAAAGAGUCCAUAUUACUGACCGUUGUUCAGCCGUAUCCUUCACCAAAAUCAGCAUUCAUCAGCGCAGCAAAGAAGGCCAAGUUAAAGACGAAUCCUGUUAAAGUCCGCUUCGCUGAAGAGGUCAUCAUCAAUGGACAGGUCCCAGAAACAGUGAAGGACAACUCCCUCCUUUUCAUGCCAAAUGUUCUGAAGGUGUACCUGGAGAACGGGCAGACUAAAUCAUUUAAAUUUGACUGCAACACAUCCAUUAAGGACGUCAUCUUGACCCUGCAAGAAAAGCUAUCCAUUAAAAGCAUCGAGCACUUUUCUCUGAUGCUGGAGCAAAGAGCUGAGGGAUCUGCCAGCAAACUUAUGCUCCUGCAUGAACAGGAGAUGCUAACUCAGGUGACACAGAGGCCAGGGGCACACAAGAUGAAGUGCUUUUUUCGGAUCACAUUUGUCCCAAAGGAUCCUGUGGACCUGUUGAGGAGGGAUGCAGUAGCAUUUGAGUACCUCUAUGUUCAGAGCUGUAAUGAUGUGGUGUUGGAGAGGUUUGGGUCGGAGCUGAAAUAUGACACGGCGCUACGUCUGGCUGCCUUGCAAAUGUACAUUUUAACUAUCAAUACCAAGCAGUCCCAGAAAGUUUCCCUAAAAUAUAUUGAGAAGGAGUGGGGUCUUGCGCUAUUCCUCCCUCCUGCUGUUCUAUCUAGCAUGAAGGAAAAGAAUAUAAAAAAAGCCCUCACCCACAUCCUCAAAACUAACCAAAACCUGGUGCCACCUGGUAAAAAGCUGACUGCCUUGCAAGCAAAGGUCCAUUAUCUGAAGUAUCUCAGUGACUUAAGGCUUUAUGGCGGACGCGUGUUUAAAUCCACGCUCAUUCAAGGUGAGAAGCACACAGAAGUGACUUUGCUGGUGGGGCCCAAAUAUGGCAUCAGUCAUGUGAUAAACACCAAAACCAACCUUGUGGCACUCCUGGCUGAUUUCAGUCACGUUAAUCGCAUCGAGAUGUACACAGAAGAUGAGAACAGGGUUAGAGUGGAACUGCACGUCCUGGAUGUUAAGCCCAUCACUCUCUUAAUGGAGUCUGUUGAUGCAAUGAAUUUGGCUUGUUUGACUGCCGGGUAUUACAGAUUGCUUGUGGAUUCCCGACGCUCCAUCUUCAAUGUGGCCAAAAACACAGACGGCCAUGCCGCUAGAAUUAAGCAAAACUAUCAGGCCAUCGAGUGUGCCUACAGCAUACCACAUAAAGGAUGUGAAGACAGAAGCAACCAGAGGUACAGCCAAGAUUAUUCAGACCACGAGUGUGAAUACCUCGAACACAGCAGAUGCGAGGGCCAGCCCGUGUACAUAACAGAGAUCCACCAGCCCCAGCACACAGGUCAUAUGACAGAGAGGGCAGAGUGCUGCAGAGGGCCUUGCACACAAACCUAUCUCAACAUCCCAAGGGCCAAACCACAGGACUCCUCCAGGAAUGCAAAGGUGUCAUUUAUAUUCGGGGAUCCUCCCUUAGACAGUGUAAACCCCCAAAAUCUGGGCUACCAGAGACUGAUGGAUGAAGGCUCAGAGGCCGCAGACAAUCACAGCCCCAUGUACAGACGCCUUGAAGAGGACUACAAGAUGAUGGAUGCCAUAGAGGAAGGGUAUCCGUACUCCACCAAAAUCUUUGGCCCUACUGAGUGCAUCGAGGAGCCGCUGCUGCAUGAUAUCUGCUAUGCAGAGACCACAGACGACGCGGAGGAUGAGGAUGACAUCAGCUGUGAGGAAGACAUGGCGAUGAGUGACACCGACAAGCCGAUGUUGCUCUCACUCUCAGGGUCCAGCGACGACAUCAUUGACUUAACUUCCCUCCCUCCACUACCGGAGGUCAAUGAUGAGGAGGACAAUGACGUGCUGUUGCACUCUCUAAACAUGGCCAUCGCUGCUCCUCCUCCUGGUUUCAGGGACAGCUCAGAUGAGGAUGAGCAGCAGGCGGCUGGGAUCCGGGCCCAGGAGUCCCGCAACGAUAUUCCAGUUUCCCUAAUAGAUUCAGUGCCCACCCACGGAGCACAGGGCCCUGGGGAGCCUCUGGACGAUGCCAUGGUGUCCACCUUACAGGCACUGGAGGCCCUUGCUGCUUCUGAGGAACAGAGUCCAGCCCAGUCAGAGAGUAGCGCAGGUGUAGAAAUAUCAAGAGCAUUUAGUCCUGAGUCUUCAGAUUCUGGCAAUGAGACAAACUCCUCUGAAAUGACAGAAAGCUCGGAGCUGGCGACUGCUCAGAGACAAUCAGACAACCACCUGAGAAUGCAUGUAGCCAUGACAGAAGGAUACCAUGGCAUGAAUGAGGAAAAGACAGCGAGUGCUCCAAGUGAUGUGCAUCAGGAAGAAGAGGAGGCAAAAUCCUCUGCUGUCGCUUCCUCACAGAUUUUUCACUCAGGUGGCGGUGAGAUGGAACCAGAAACAAUGGAAACAAAGUCAGUUUGUGAAUAUUUUACAAAGACGCACAUGGGCUCAUUAAUGAACAGACAGAGAGGAAAACAGAGGGAGAUGGACACCAGAAUCCAAGGGGAUUCGUGCGACUCCCCAAAUAAAUCACUCAUGACUUCUCAAGACUUAGCUAAAGAGGACCUCCCUCAUCUUGUCGGGAAGUACAAUUCCUUCACUGUGAGAGAUUCCUAUUACAUGAAUCAACUUGAUCUGGGGAGAAGUCACUGUAAAGACAGGCAUCAAAAAUGGCAGCAGAGAGCUCCGGUAAACAAAAUGGCAGAGGAUCGUGCUCCAGAAUGUGUGAAUGACUCACAGGCUUCCCACGCAGAAAGGCUGACAGCAAAGGGGGAGAAGCAAGACACAGAUGAAAGAAGCCAACAGCUAAAUGCCCAUCUCCUCACCCCAUCCAAAGGGCCCGUCCCCGCAGAGAGCGAUCCCACUUUUCAGGAUAAUGAGCAGCAGCAGCAGAUAAAGCUUCCACAGUCAGAGCCAGAUGUCGCACGGUUAUAUGAAUACCAUACGAACAAGCGAAUGUCAUCAAUACAAAGUGAAGGAAUCCAUUCCCUCCAGAGUUCCCAGUGCUCCUCUAUAGAUGCUGGUUGUAGCACUGGCAGCAGCAGCUGUGUCACUCCCAUGGAUUCUCCCCUUUGUGCCACAGAUAGUAUGCAUGUACUGUCAGAGUCUUCACUCAAGGGGUUAAGUUAUGUUACUGCUGAAGAGAAGAUGUACGGGCCCUCAAUGCCGGGGAAAAUGGGUCACCCAAUAGAUCCCACCCUGCUGAGGAAGAUCCACGCAGCCACCAGUGCUGAGCCUGGAUUUGGAAGCCAACGGGACAGCAGUCAUAGAAUGCCCAAGAUAAAAGAGACCACAGCUUGCACAAAGCUGAAGGAGGCUGGGAAAGAGUCAUCUUUAGCGCUCUGUAAUGAGACCAGUUCCACCACCACAAUCAUGUCACCUUCAUCUAUACGAAGUAGCACAGAGCCCAGUGGGCCAACACUGGCCAGUCCUGAGCCUGACCCACACGCCCUGGCGUUCCCUCCAUGUGGAUCUUCAUGUGACCCAACAACAGGCAACCUCAGGAAGCCACGCAGGGUUCGGAUGCUCAGGAGGAGCUGGAGCACCUUAAUGCCAGGUUCCAGAAGUUUAGAAGCACUGAUAGAAAAGACCAAAGCCACACUUACUGGGAAGAAUGAUAAUCAGAACAUGCAGUCUCAAGAUCCCCCAAAUGUGCAGAGGGCAGUCUCAGCCAAAACCUUGCCCAAGAGUAUAUCCCAGGGUUCAGUCUUCUCCAAUUCAUGUGGUAGACAGCUGCUAACAGGAGCCUCACCGUUGUCACUGGAGUCAACAGUUCUGAGGCUGGAUGCAGGCACAUGGAGAUGCCGUGGGCCGUUCAGUAACUGCUUUCUCACAAGAAGGUCAAGCACUCAAAGAAGUGAUGAAGACAGAGAGAUGCCUUCACGUGCCCUGCGCUCCGAGAGCUCAGUUUCUUUCUGUGGUAAGGAAAGUCUACUCCUGAAAGCAGAAUAUAAAGGUAAACAGAGCAGCAAGCCCUCAUCUGUGAAUGACAUGAGCCUCGACGAGAGGCUUGCACUUAUAAAUUCAAUGAAGGGAAAAACGUACAGCCUUCACACAGGGUUUGCACUUGCACGUAAGGAUGCCUUAGAGAUGAUCAGCGUGUUGCGUUUCAGCGUGAGACAUAAGUCCAGAGGUGACGUACCUGAGGCCAAUAAAGCAGAUUUGAAAACGUUCUCCCAGCUGCUUUUCAUGCAGGCCAAAGUACUGAGUGGCGCCUGCAGUCAGAUGGCCAUGGAGUACAGCAGCCCCGAGGAAUUGCUGCUCACUCUGACUCACAGCUUCCACACACUCUGUUGCUUAACACAAGCCAGCAUGUCACUGGUGGAAGGCCUGAGCAGUGAGAACGAACGCCGUGAGGUGAUAGCCAAGGUGGAUGAGGUGGUCAUGAACUAUGCCUGUCUGCUGAAAGCUGCUGAGGCAGCUGCAGGAGGCUCCCCCGGUGACAAAAGUGUGAAUGCAUUGACACAUUACUCUACCACCAUGUCUGCUAUUAUAAACACACUAACUCACUCACUGAAAACACUGCUCAACAGAAAACUCUUUUUUUGCGCCGAUUAUUGA